Messenger RNA from Balearica regulorum gibbericeps (East African grey crowned-crane), 396 nucleotides. Lineage: Eukaryota; Metazoa; Chordata; Aves; Gruiformes; Gruidae. The record is from RefSeq and is a predicted model, not a curated record.
UGGUUCCACCAGGGAGCCCUGGACCGAUCACUCGACACGAGUCAUACGACAGUUUAGCGUCUGACCACAGCGGGCAAGAAGACGAAGAGUGGCUUUCACAGGUCGAAAUAGUGACUCACACUGGGCCGCAUCGACGCCUGUGGAUGGGCCCACAGUUCCAGUUCAAAACGAUCCAUCCCUCAGGCCAAACUACCGUCAUCUCAUCCAGUUCCUCAGUGCUGCAGUCGCAUGGUCCGAGCGAUACCCCGCAGCCUCUUCUGGACUUUGACACAGAUGAUCUUGAUCUCAACAGUCUCAGGAUCCAGCCGGUUCGUUCAGAACCUGUUAGCAUGCCAGGCUCAUCGCGUCCAGUUUCUGACCGCAGAGGAGUUUCGACAGUGAUUGAUGCUACCUCAG